UCUGUCAUAUUCAUUUUGAUAUUUGGACUGACUGUGGCGCUCUCAGUGAACGUGACCAUGUUCAGCACACUCAGGUUUUUUGAGGGGUUUUGCCUGGCUGGAAUAGUCCUCUCCCUGUACGCACUGCGGAUAGAGCUCUGUCCUCCAGGGCACCGGUUCAUGAUCACCAUGGUGGCGAGCUUCAUCGAAAUGGCGGGGCAGUUCCUCAUGCCGGGGCUGGCUGCCCUCUGCAGGGACUGGCAGGUCCUCCAGGCGGUCAUCAUCUGUCCUUUCCUGCUGAUGCUGCUUUACUGGGUUAUUUUCCCAGAGUCCCUUCGGUGGCUGAUGGCUACGCAGCAGUUUGAGGCAUCCAAGGAACUGAUCCUUCAGUUCACGCACAAGAACAGGGUGAACACGGAAAGUGACAUCAAAGGAGUGGUGCCCGAGCUGGAAAAGGAGAUUGCCAGGAGACCGAAGAAAGUCUGCAUUGUUAAAGUGGUGGGAACCAGGAACCUGUGGAAAAACAUCGUAGUAUUGUGUGUGAACUCGCUGACUGGUUACGGCAUACACCACUGUUUUGCGAAAAGCAUGAUGGGGCACGAAGCGAAGAUGGCGAUUACGCACAACUUCUAUGCAGACUACUACACCAUGGCCGGGAUUGCGCUGGCAUCCUGCCUGGCCAUGUGCCCGGUGGUCGGGUUUCUGGGGAGGAGAGGAGGUCUCCUGCUUUUCAUGAUCCUUACAGCUCUGGCAUCGCUUCUGCAGCUGGGCCUUCUCAACUUGAUCGGAAAAUACAGUCAACUUCCAGACUCAGGUAUGAGUGACAGCGUCAAAGACAAAUUCUCUACCGCGUUUUCCAUUGUGGGUAUGUUUUCUUCGCAUGCCGUUGGAAGCCUCAGUGUGUUCUUCUGUGCUGAAAUCACACCCACAGUAAUCAGGGGAGGUGGGCUGGGGCUGGUCCUGGCCAGCGCCGGCUUUGGCCGCCUGACCGCCCCCAUCAUGGAGCUCCACAACCAGAAAGGCUACUUCCUCCACCACGUCAUCUUCGCCUGCUGUACGCUCAUCUGCAUCAUCUGCAUCCUCCUGCUGCCGGAAAGCAAGAACCAGAACCUGCCCGAGAACAUCCCGGACGGGGAACAUUACACCCGGCAGCCCCUCCUGCCGCACAAGAAGGGGGAGCAGCCCCUGCUCCUGACAAACUCUGAACUCAAGGAUUACUCCGGCCUCCACGACUCGGCAGCUGUGAGCGACGGGAUCUCGGAGAACACCACUGCCAACGGGAUGAAGUCAAUGUAACCGGGUGGAUUUUUUUUUUUCCCUUCUUUUUUUUGGUUGGGUGUUUUUUGAUUUUGUUUUUUUUUUCCUUCUCCUCUUUCUUUUGUAUUUUAUUUGAUGCUGUUGUGCAGGAGGAGCAGCACUUUGGGCAAAGGUGUUUUGCACAGAUUUUACAAACCAGUGAUGGAGCAGACACAGACUUGGGGGAAUUCAACUCUGCUGCUAAAGCAACUUUUGGCAUCUUCAACUGUUGUGCAGAUUGCUCUUGAAAAAGUUAUGGGGGAAAAGACUCAUCUGAGAAAAGACCUGGCUGGAGAUCACAAAAAUGAAGCCAUCUUAUAAUAAGAGGUGCAGCCAUUCCAAGAAAGAAACCGUGGGGGGGGGGUCUUUUCUGUUUGUUUUUGUGUUUCUUUAAAGGAAAGAGGGAUCCACUGCAAAGUUGAAUUGACUGAAACUUAGACUUGUGCAACAUUCUUCUGCCUGUCUAGAAAGUCCAAGUGCCCAGGUUGCCUGCUGUGUUUGUAUACACCAAAAAAAAAAAAAGAAAGAAAAAAAAAGCAAAACCUGUUGUGACUCAAACUCUGACUGCAUUUUAGGCAGCUUAUGUUUGUUUUUAUAGCCCAUGUGCACUUAAAAGUUACUUUUUAAAUUAGUACUUUUUCUUUUCACCGAAUGCAUUGAAGAAAAUCCUACCCAAACAAGCUGAUUUUUCAAUGAGAAUCAGCCUUCUGCAUUUUAAGAGUCCAUGAAUCUAUUUUAGACAGUUUCCACUGGUUUUUAAUAGUAAUGUAGAUGAUGUGAAUGAUUUGACCAAUGAUGCAAAAAUUAGUUUUGCCAAGAAUGGCUUUAAUUACCGGGAGGCCCAGAAUCUCUGAUGGACUGCUCCAGGAGAGGAGCACAGACCAGCAGGGAUAAAAAGUAAGGAGCAUGGGCUACGAUCUGUACUUUUAUUCCAAAAGGCAGUGCAUCUGGGAUUCCUGCUCCUGGGAAAUGAGUGUCCUGGCAUUGCCCUACCUGUUUUUAGAACCAGAGUUUGGGUUUUCAAUUUAAGUGGACAAAAUGCUUAAGUGACCAUUGGA
Haliaeetus leucocephalus (bald eagle) is the source of this 2333-nucleotide messenger RNA. RefSeq names its product solute carrier family 22, member 23 (gene SLC22A23). The record is from RefSeq and is a predicted model, not a curated record. Gene Ontology annotation, cellular component: membrane. Gene Ontology annotation, molecular function: transmembrane transporter activity. The transcript has 9 exons. Lineage: Eukaryota; Metazoa; Chordata; Aves; Accipitriformes; Accipitridae. Bases 58 to 1275 code for a protein of 405 amino acids. Gene Ontology annotation, biological process: transmembrane transport.